This is a messenger RNA of Strigops habroptila (Kakapo), 1576 nucleotides long. RefSeq names its product choline kinase beta (gene CHKB). Bases 56 to 1210 code for a protein of 384 amino acids. Gene Ontology annotation, cellular component: cytoplasm. Gene Ontology annotation, biological process: phosphatidylethanolamine biosynthetic process; CDP-choline pathway. The transcript is spliced from 11 exons. The record is from RefSeq and is a predicted model, not a curated record. Gene Ontology annotation, molecular function: ethanolamine kinase activity; choline kinase activity. NCBI's taxonomy places the organism in Eukaryota, Metazoa, Chordata, Aves, Psittaciformes, Psittacidae.
UGCCCCGCCCGCCGCUGUGCUCCGCCCCUCGGGCGGCCCGGCGGACGCGGCGGCCAUGGCGGCGGGGCGGGAGCGGGGCGGCGGCGGCGGCGGGGCUGUGCCCGUGCCCGGCGGCGGGACCGAGGCCGUGCCCGUGCCCGUGCCCGUGCCCGCCGCCACCCGCCUGCGCGCCUUCGCCUGGUGCCGGGAGUUCCUCGCCGGUUCCUGGAAGCUCAUCGCGCCCGAUGAGUUCGGGAUCGAGCCCGUCAGCGGGGGGCUCAGCAAUCUGCUGUACAAGUGCUGGCUGCCGGAGCGGGUGCUCAGCGUGGGGGACGAGCCGCGGCAGGUCCUGCUGCGCGUCUACGGGGCCAUCCUGCAGGGCCUGGACUCGCUGGUGCUGCAGAGCGUGAUGUUCGCUGUCCUGGCGGAGCGGGCGCUGGGGCCGCGGCUCUUCGGCGUGUUCCCGGAGGGCCGGCUGGAGCAGUACAUCCCGAGCCGGCGCCUGCACACCGAGGACCUGCGGGACCCCGACAUCUCCGGGGAGAUCGCGGUGAAGAUGUCCCGGUUCCACGGCAUGGUGAUGCCCUUCAACAAGGAGCCCAAGUGGCUCUUCGGGACCAUGGAGAGGUACCUGAAGCAGAUCUUGGAGCUCACCUUCCCCCAGGAAGAGCAGCUGAAGAAGUUCAACCAGCUCAAGAUGUACAACCUGGAGGCAGAGAUGAGGAGCCUCCGGGACCUGCUGGAGUCCACCCCAUCGCCCGUGGUCUUCUGCCACAACGACGUGCAGGAGGGGAACGUCCUACUGCUGGCCGGGCGCGAGGCCUCCUCCUCUGACAAGCUGAUGCUCAUCGACUUUGAGUACAGCAGCUACAACUACCGGGGCUUCGACAUCGGGAACCACUUCUGCGAGUGGAUCUAUGACUACACACACCAUUCCUGGCCCUUCUUCAAGGCUAUCCCGGAGAACUACCCCAGCCGGGAGCAGCAGCUGCACUUCAUCCGUCACUACCUCUCGGAGGCCCCGGGGCGCCGCAGGGACGCGUCGCCCGAGGAGCAGGCGCGCAUCGAGCAGGAGAUGCUCACCGAGAUCCAGCGGUUCGUUUUGGCCUCUCACUUCUUCUGGGGGCUGUGGUCCAUCCUGCAGGCCAAGAUCUCCACCAUCGAGUUCGGGUACCUGGACUAUGCUCAGAGCCGCUUUGAGGCCUAUUUCCAGCACAAGGCGCAGUGCUGAGCGCCCACCAUGUCCCCCCCAGGGGCUGCUCCCCCCCGCAAUGGAGCUGCCCUCCAUCUCUGAUGGUGCUGCCCGCCCUGCAGUGGGGCUGCCCCCGUGCGGGCCCCCCCAAUGGGUGCUGUAACGGUUCAGGGGCUGCAGUGAGCGGUAGGUCCCCUGGGAAAGGAGGUGUCCUGCCCCCAGCGGGGGGUGCUGGGGGCCCCACUUGCAGCCUGUUGUGUCCCCUCUAUGUCCGUCCCCACACCUCUGAGGCUGGUGCAGGGGCUGCACUGGGACCAGAGGCUGCUCCUUGCCCUCUCCCCUCCGACAGCAGAAUGUGACUUGGACCAAUAAACACCGUGGCGAUGGUGGUGGUGACGAUGGUGA